Zasmidium cellare ATCC 36951 is the source of this 378-nucleotide messenger RNA. RefSeq lists its product as uncharacterized. The annotation marks the transcript as partial. Lineage: Eukaryota; Fungi; Ascomycota; Dothideomycetes; Mycosphaerellales; Mycosphaerellaceae. Gene Ontology annotation, cellular component: box H/ACA snoRNP complex. The record is from RefSeq and is a predicted model, not a curated record. Gene Ontology annotation, molecular function: box H/ACA snoRNA binding. The transcript has 2 exons. Gene Ontology annotation, biological process: ribosome biogenesis; snoRNA guided rRNA pseudouridine synthesis.
GGAGGACGAGGUGGAUUUGAUCGCGGUGGCCGUGGCGGUGGAUUCAGAGGCGGUGCGAGAGGCGGUCGCGGUGGUUUCCAGCAAUCGUAUGGUCCACCAGACCAGGUCUAUGAGAUGGGCAGCUUCAUGCACGCAACCGAAGGCGAGAUGGUCUGCGAAUCGAUCAACACCAAAAUUCCCUACUUCAACGCUCCCAUCUAUCUCGAGAACAAGACGCCCAUCGGCAAAGUCGACGAGAUUCUCGGCCCGCUCAACCAAGUCUUCUUCACCAUCAAACCGCAAGAGGGCAUUCAAGCCACUUCCUUCAAGAACGGCGAUAAAUUCUACAUCGGCGGCGACAAGCUCCUGCCUCUCGAGAAGUUCCUCCCCAAGCCCAAG